CGGGGGCGGGUCGGGAGCUUGCGCUGGGAGUGUCGCUCAGGGGGUCAACGUCCCAAGUUCGGCGUCAACGUCCCAAGUUCUUCUCGCUGUCCCGUCCCACGAGGCGGAGCGACACGACAUCCGCCUGCAGGGUAUAGCGUGUCGCCGGGGCCGCCGCGGCGACACGCUAAGCAACAGUUCCUGACUGACCGUGUAUGGACCACGGCCCGCAGUCAUCCUGGCGCCGUGAAACGCCCUCGCUGGGCCCUGAGGCCGUGAACAAAACUACCCGGGAUGCUGCGAACACAUGUCUGGGGGAGGGGAAGGAGGGGGCGCUGCAUGCAUCCAGGGGCUCCGCCCGCCCAUGUCUUCGGCGGGGCUUCGGGCGAGCACAUGUGAUGCCCGCCUCAUGGGGCGAUCCACCCCCGUUGCCUCUGCCGAUCAUCGGGCAAUCCGCGCUGCACAGCCUCCGCGAGGCCAGCGCUGCGCUCGCUCUGCAGCGGCGCACGACGGCGGCGGCUGCAGCGGCGGCCCAGCAGCGCCAGCACACUGGGGCGCCUGGCAGUUCGCAGGAUGUGGGCGUGACCCUGGACGACAUGCGCCCAGUGUUCUACGCCCUGGCCCCCCUCACCCUGCUCUGCUUCGGCUUCUUCGAGUACAGCCACAGGCGCUGGUCGGACGUGGACUUCGACACCCCGAUGGAGCUGCCCCCAGAAAAGAGCACGAGGCUGGACGGCAUGUUUCGGGGCAUCUGGCCUCUCGUGAAGCCGUACGCCCUGUGGAAUCAGCAGCGGCAUCGGGGUCAAGCGUACGUCGCCGUACUGCUGGUGCUCGCGGGGGCUGCGCUGCUCAUCUCGUUCACGCUGAACAUCUGGCAGGGCGAGUUCUGGAACGCGUUCGAGGACAAGGACGUGGCGGCAUUCUGGCACAUCAUGCGGGCGUACGUCGCCAUCGUCAUCACGUGGGUUGUGGUGGGCACCUACACAGGCUAUAUCCGGCAGAUGCUCGAGAUCGAUUGGCGUACGUUCAUGACAAAGCGUCUUCAGCGGGAUUGGCUGACAGGGCAAGCUUUCUACCGCAUGCAGCUAGACCAGCGUAGCCAGAAGUCAGUCAUGGACAACCCUGACCAAAGAAUACAGGAGGAUGUGGCAAUGUUUGUGAGCACCUCUUUACAGUUGGGUUUUGGCCUGGUUUCCACUGUCGGCCAGCUUGUGAUUUUUUUACCUCUGCUUUUGAUGCUGAGCCCGAGUUAUGCCUUCGGCGUUGUGUAUCUUCCCGGCUGGCUUGUGUUCAUCGCCCUUGGCUACUCGCUUGUGGGGUCAUUUGCGGCACACUUCAUCGGCCAGGAGUUGAUACGUUUAGGCUUCGCCAGACAGCGCUAUGAGGCAGAUUUCCGUUACCAUGUGGUACAAAUCCGGGACAGUGCGGAGGCCAUUGCGCUCUAUGGCUCCGAGGAGGUUGAGAUGAAUAUUCUCAACUCGAGGUUCGAGGGGGUACGACGUGUAUUCUGGGAAUUGAUGCUUUACCAGAAGCGGUUGGGCUUCUUCAGCUCGUUCUACUUCAUCACAGGUUGGAUGUUUCCUUUUAUUGUCCUCGCUCCAUCCUUUUUCGCUGGCGAGAUCACUAUGGGACACCUCUUCCAGAUCUCAUCGGCUCUGGGGCAGAUCAGAGACAGCUUCGACUGGUUCAUCAGCACAUACCCCAUGCUCGCGGAUUUCCGUGCGACCUCCGACCGUCUGCUCUCGUUCGAGGAGCAGAUCCGGGAGGCGAGGGGCAGCGGCGGCAAGCUCGAGCCGCUGCACAGCAUGGGCCUCUCGGAGGCGCCCGCGGGCGCGCCCGCGGCGCUGGAGGUGCGCGGCGCCCAGCUCUCCCUCCCCGGCAGCGACCGGCCCCUCUGGAGCGGCGCGUCGCUGCGCGUGGAGGCAGGGGAGGGCGUCCUGCUGUCCGCCCCGGAGGGCACUGGCAAGAGCACGUUUUUCCGGGCGCUCGCCGGGGUGUGGCCCUACGUGACCGGCGGCGCCGUGCGCAUGGAGGAGUCGCUCUUCGUUCCGCAGCGCUCGUACAUCCCCCAGGGGAGCCUGAGGCAGGCCGUGGCCUACCCGCGCGACCCCCGCACGGUCGGCGACGAGGCGAUGCUGGAGGCACUGCGCGCCGUGCGCCUGGAGGCGCUGGCGCCGGACGGGGACCUGGGCGUGGAGAAGAACUGGGCGCUUGUGCUCUCCGGCGGCGAGCAGCAGCGCGUGGCCUUCGCGCGCGUGCUGCUGGCAAAGCCUCGGCUGGUGUGCCUGGACGAGGCCGCCUCCCAGGUCGGCGAGGAGGGCACCCGGGACCUGUACGCGGCCCUGCGCCGGGAGCUCCCCGACGGGGCCGCGUUUAUUUCCAUCAGCCACGAGGUCACGCUGAUGAGGCCGCUGCACGACACGCAUUACACUGCGGAGAUGGACCCAGAGACAAAGGGCUUCCACUGGCAGAAGGUAUCCUGAGCGACGACGGCAGAAGCUAAGAGCCAACCGAGCAUGCUGCGAGAAUCUCACUCGAGAUCCUGCUAUCUGGUGUAGGUUCAAUGCUUCUGUCUCCGAAAGUGAGGCUGUAGGUGCGAAUUUCACACCCGCAAUUCCGCCCUUGGUAGUUCGCUUCCGCGGUGCGCGGAGUGGCGAAGUGCGGAUUCGCAUGCGACCUCAGCAAAGGCCGUCCGAGUUUGGACACAGACUGGCGGCAGUUUGCCGUCCAUGAUUCGUCAUGGACAAAAACAGUGAAACUGAUAUUUACGAGUCUUCGGACACCUUAGAAUUAUUCGUGGGACACCCUUGCAUCCUCAUCCUCCUCUCUCCUCUCCCUCCGCUUCCCC
Molecule: messenger RNA, 2827 nt
Organism: Prorocentrum cordatum
Lineage: Eukaryota; Dinophyceae; Prorocentrales; Prorocentraceae
Source: the annotation of a GenBank genome assembly